UGAGAAGCAACAGGGGCUGGAACUAUGCAUUUGAGAGUUACCUGGAGCCAGCAGAACUCUCGUGAACGAAUGAACACAAAAGGCAGGAAGGAAUAACUGGAGAACUGAGAGACCCAAUUUUUGGAGCGCUUGGGGGUCUUAUUUGUGGAUUAAGUGCAGAGAUUUCUGUUUUCUCAGGCCUUCAAUCUCAUACUUAGGUGAGAAAGAAACCGCUUUCCGAAUUGGCUUCUGCCAGCCUCUGCCCUACCGAGCUAACGUGGAGAAUGGGGGAAGGGAGCUAGAGGACCCCACAGGGUGGUAUGCACCUCUUCCAAGCAGCGUGCACCACUAGGAUGCACAACAACAUUCCUGACCUGGGAGCUCAGCUCCCUCCAUGCGCAGUGUGCCCCUGCAGCCGGGCCUUGGCACCUGGGAGAGCACGGAGAUCGCACUGGCCCCGGCCGCUCUGCACCUCGAGGUGCGUUUGCAGCCACCUGCAGCCACGCCCUCGGUGUUUGCAGCCAGUGCAAGCUGGCUCCCGGCGGGAACACUGUGGCUGGAGUUGGGGGGCGUGGCUGCAUUCCCUCGCGCCCUCUCCCGCCCAGGCAGUCCCGGGAACGUUCUGAAAAGUAUCCAAAAGUUCUGCGCCGCGCGCGCGCCAAAAGAAAAAAAAGGGCACAACCCCCCACUAGUCUAGGCGUUGUGUGCCCGGACCUCGCCACUCGGGCUGCACCUUUGGCUGCAGCGCACACGCCUUCUGCGCCUUCCCCUCGGGAGCCUCGCGGUUGGCCGUGCUCUUCCCUUGCAGCCACUCCAGACCCGAGAGGGGGCCGGACGGUCCUCGCACUUCUCGCUGGGGCAGCAUGCCCAACGACGACGCAUUCAGCAAGCCCUCUGCAUCUUCGGAGGCCCCGCACGCCGCCGGGGCACCCCCGCAGGGCAAGGCCGGGGGCUUUGGCAAAGCGGCUGGUGCGCUGCUUGGGAACAGCGGCGGCGCGGGCGCCGGGGGCAGCGGCGGCGGCGGCGGCGGCGGCGGCAGCGGCUCAGGCUCAGGCUCGGGGGCGUCGGGCAUGGGCUCCGGGAGCAAGAAGUCCCCGCGGCUGCCCAAGUGCGCGCGAUGCAGGAACCACGGCUACGCGUCGCCGCUCAAGGGCCACAAGCGCUUCUGCAUGUGGCGGGACUGCCAGUGCAAGAAGUGCAACCUGAUCGCUGAGAGACAGCGCGUGAUGGCCGCGCAGGUGGCCCUGAGAAGGCAGCAGGCCCAGGAGGAAGAGCUGGGGAUAAGCCACCCCAUUCCGCUGCCCAGCGCUGCCGAGCUGCUUGUCAAGAGAGAGAGCAAUGGCAGCAACCCGUGCCUGAUGACGGAAAGCAGCAGCCCCUCGCAGCCCGCGCCGGCCAGCACCCCCACCACUGCAGCAUCAGAGGGACGCAUGGUCAUCCAGGAUAUUCCUGCUGUCACCAGCAGAGGGCACGUGGAGAACACACCUGACCUGGUGUCUGACCCCACCUACUACAGCAGCUUUUACCAGCCGUCUCUGUUCCCAUACUACAACAAUCUGUACAACUACCCGCAGUACUCCAUGGCCUUGGCUGCCGAUUCCUCUUCUGGGGACCCGGGAAGCCCCCUCGGGGGGUCCCCCGUGAAGAACAGCCUUCGGAGCCUCCCCGCACCUUACGUGCCUGGGCAGACCGGAAACCAGUGGCAGCAGAUGAAAAACUCGGAGAACCGCCAUGCAGUGAGUUCCCAGUACAGGAUGCAUUCUUACUACCCGCCUCCCUCCUACCUGGGCCAGAGCGUGUCCCAAAUCUUCACUUUCGAGGAUGGCCCCUCUUACUCAGAAGCCAAAGCCAGUGUAUUCUCGCCGCCCAGCAGUCAAGAUUCUGGCUUGGUUUCCCUCUCCAGCAGCUCUCCUAUUAGUAACGAGAGCACAAAGGGAGUGCUCGAAUGUGAGUCUGCCUCCGAGCCCAGCAGCUUCACCGUCCCUCCCGUCAUCGAAGAGGAUGAGUAAAUGAUGCCCGGUGCCUUUGGCCGUUUGCUUCACUUGGAAUAGCAGGCUUAUUCCAUUUAGACACGGGGUUUGUUGUUAACAUUUUGCCUUGACUCAUGUCGACUUAACUGUUGAGAGCGUGUUUGGUUUAUACUCCUUAGAGCCUAGCCUCUGGGCUAAAAUGCAUUUGGAAUAGUUUAGGGUCCGUGACUACCAUCUGCAAGACUUAAGUGCUUUGCUCACGGGAGUCAAAUAGUACUGUUUCCCCCUCCCUUUUUUUAUGAUACUGGUUUACACGUAGUUUUCAAGAAAUUACAGUAAUUCACUAAAGUCAAGCAGUACAUUUGCAUCUAAAUGUGUCAUAAUUAGAUACUACUUCUGGUUUUAAAAUGAAAUCUUAGGUGCUUCAGACGUUUCUAUUUUAGUAUUUUAAUAAUACUGCAAAAAUAUAAAUUUAGCCAAAUACCUGACCAGUGAGAAGAAGAGAGCAGACAAACUUAGUAAUUGUUUUAGAAAUCUGCAAGAAGGUCAGAGUGAUUGGAAAUACUGUGUGUUUGUGUUGCUGUUGGAAAAGCCAGGCCCUCCUCCAUUCCCCCCAACUCGAAAACAUGAUUGAAAUACAGUCAGAAAAAGAAAUUAAAGCCCUAAAGAGCCAAUACAUUUUCUGUGUAAAGGGUGUAAUUUCAAAACAACGCAAUUUAAAGUAACCUCAGCAAUGCAGAAUUCCUGGGUUUGUUUCUAGAAUAAUAGGAGAGUUUAUCCUACACAUUCUUUCUACUACAGGGGGAAAAAAAUGGAUGCAGUCUAGACUAUUUUGUAACCUUAGGUUGUAAUCUGAUUUGAAAAUAAGUACAUCUUUAAAAGUUACUACAGAUUUCUGAGUUCAUUAUUUUGUUAAAAAUUGCUUGUGGAGUACUUCCUUAUGUAACAGAAGCCAUCCUGAAAUGAAACUAGUCGGAAAAAAAUUCAUUGUUCUGUGUAGUUGCAGCUGUACCUGAAAUAAAAAUGUUAUUGAU
Molecule: messenger RNA, 2983 nt
Organism: Zalophus californianus (California sea lion)
Lineage: Eukaryota; Metazoa; Chordata; Mammalia; Carnivora; Otariidae
Gene: DMRT1
Product: doublesex and mab-3 related transcription factor 1
Exons: 5
Coding region: 843-1988 (381 amino acids)
Biological process (GO): regulation of transcription by RNA polymerase II; sex differentiation
Cellular component (GO): nucleus
Molecular function (GO): DNA-binding transcription factor activity, RNA polymerase II-specific; RNA polymerase II cis-regulatory region sequence-specific DNA binding
Source: RefSeq, a predicted model, not a curated record